This is a messenger RNA of Carcharodon carcharias (great white shark), 1924 nucleotides long. RefSeq lists its product as uncharacterized. The record is from RefSeq and is a predicted model, not a curated record. The transcript is spliced from 14 exons. The coding region runs from base 340 to 1824 and encodes 494 amino acids. Lineage: Eukaryota; Metazoa; Chordata; Chondrichthyes; Lamniformes; Lamnidae.
UUGAUUACUGUUUCGGGUGAUGCUCGAAUUCCAAACCUACUCUUCUCCCCAGUCUGAAUGGGAAGGUGAGUUGUGCCUCAACUGCGAAAGAGUAACGAUCCGAGUCACUAGCAGCGGCUUCGGAAUGAAGUGCUCGGGUAUCCAUCCCGCAGGGCGCAGGAACAUUAAGAUAACAUAGUCCGCUUUAAAACCAAGACACCAGAGUUGCAGCUGGCCACAUUUUCCAGGCAGAGGGCGGGAUCCGCUCAAUGCAGCGUCUCCAGUCUCCCAGAGCAACAAAACUUGCGGAAGUUGACUGCUCGGUUCCUCUGUGACUAUCUUCAUCUUCCCCAACUACAAAUGUCUACACAUAAAAAAAGCACCCUUCCUUCUAUCUUGGAUGCAUACCUUCCACCUCAGCACAAGAAACAGUGUGACAGAGGUCAAAAGAACAGGCAGCAAAAGACUGGAGAGCCAGGCAAGCAUAGAAAACUCACUCCAUUGAAUGAGGAUGAAGAGGAUCGGAAAAUGAAAACAAGGAAGGCCUGCCAGGAACAGCGCCAUCUGGAGGUUUACAAGAACAUGUACAAGUUGUGGAAUGCCAUGCGUUUGCAAUAUAUGGAUCUACUGAGCAAGAAGGUUCAACGACAACGCCAUGAAAUCAAAGAGCGAGAUCUUCAGUUCCAGCGUAACAUUGAGGAGCAGGAGAAGAAACAGAAUACAACAAGACGGUUAUUUGGUCAGCAGUCAGAAUGCUCCCAGCUCGGUCAUGAAAUCAAAUAUCCCCAGUCCAUUCCAAAGUCACAUUUUUACAUGAUUGUAGAACUGCAAGACCAACUGGCUAAGAGUGGGAUUUUGAAAAACCAAGGAGAUUAUGAAGAAUUUUGGCGCCUGUUAAAACAGACUUCUUGUGCUAUGCAGUUUGAAACAAAACUCCAGGACGUAAAGUUAAAAAUGAUUAAGUCAUUACCACGUUUCAACAAAAGACCUGUGCAAGAUCCAGCAAGAAGUCCAUGUGUUGCCAGAAAGAGAAAUAACUAUCUCACAAAAGGCGGGCUUCCAGGAUUAUCAACCUUCCAACACAUAAACCAUCUCGUGAGCAAACAAAGGAAAGUGCAGGAAGAAACUGAGCAAAUGUUUCCCAAGGUUAUGGUUCCUCAUCCCUCUGCUUUCCAAAUGUUUUCAACAAAGCAAAGCAACACCCAGACUGUGAUAAAUUCCAGACCUAAAUCAGGAAUACCUGGAAUGAAAAGCCUUAAAAAGAUGCAACAGAAACCUCAUCACAGACAGCAGUAUCUUGACAAGCUGUAUCAGAUGUACAGGCGCUCCUUUGCCAAUAUGGCAGAAGCCCAAAGACUGCUUGAGAGAAGUGGCCACUUCAUGGAGUUUGAAGAGCCCAGCAUCCAAGAUUUUAUGUUUUGUCAAGAGAUUGAUACAACUGAAAGGGUUACCCAAAGCCAAAGGACAAGUAUUGGCGUUUUCCCAGCUCUCAAUGCUGCAUACCUCUGUGAGGAAUCAAACUCAAGAAGUCUCAAAGAGUUUGAAAAACAGGAUGAAACUUCUGGAGGAAUAAAUAUGGAAGCUGUAAGCCAAAAACUCAAUGAGCAAAGCUGGAAUCAGGCUCCUCCAGACCCUGUGAAUGUUUAUGUGCCUUUGACUAUUGAAGAAAUUCUCCAGAACAACUAUAUUGUGGAAGCCAAACGUCCCAGCAGCCUUUGGAUAAACUAUACAAACACAGGAAUGAGAGAAGCCAAGGGGUUGGAACAGACCCUCAGCACAGAAUAUAGCUUGAACACAACACCAACUAUUUUGGUAACCAAAGGAGGUGGCAAAGGAUUCAACUAGAUACUUUAUAAAUCAUGCAUUGUGUUCACUUAAUUGAGGGAUAUGACUGAUGUCAAAUCUACUUUAUUCUAGUAUCAGGUAAUAGCUCAAAUUUAUUGCU